CAAAAUUUAAAAUCUGUAGUAAAUCAGCAAAACAAAAAUGGAAUAUUCUUCAGAGAAAGGUAUCACUAGUCAAAGGAAACUACCCACAACAUUUAAUAAAAUUGUGGGAACAGUAUGAUAACGAAAAGGGAUCUGAGAACGACCACCCGCGAAUUUUUGAAGACAAUCAACUUUUUGUCGUCCUAGAACUGAAGUUUGCAGGAAGUGACAUGGCGAAUUUUCAAUUUUUAAAUUCAGAACAAUCAUAUUACGCUUUACUACAGAUUAUUUUAGCGCUUGCUGUUGGUGAAGAAGAGUAUCAAUUUGAGCACAGGGAUCUUCAUUUGGGAAACAUAUUGAUUGAAUACACCAAUAAGAAGCACAUAAUUUUUACAUUUAAAAACACUAAUUUAACUGUGCUUUCAAAAGGAGUAAACAUGACUAUUAUUGACUAUACCCUUUCAAGAAUAACUAUUAAUAGCUGCUGCUAUUUUAAUGACCUCUCAAGUGAUGAGGAACUUUUUCAGGCAACAGGAGAUUAUCAAUACGAUGUCUAUCGAAUGAUGCGGAAUGAAUUAAAAAUAAAAAUACGAUCUCGGGAGGGGACAGGAGAGAACAGUCUCGGGAGAAGGCAGUCUCGAGAAAAGAGGGUUGUGGAAAGACAGCCUAGAGAGAUGGAGACUACCGAUCUCGUGGGCAAAGUAGGAGAUAAAGAUUUCGUGUCCAAAGAGGGUCGACCGAUCGAUCUCGUGUCCAAAGUGGGAGACAGAGAUUUCGUGUUCAAGACAAAUAGAAGAUUUUGAGUCCAAAGCUUUCGACAACGUAGUCAAUGUAAUUAAGUUCAUAGUGCUAGUGUUUCCCACGAUGCUGAAACUAGAAAAGACUUACAAGCUAUCAGUGAACCGGCGUCGUGACCAUCGCGUUGGAAAAAAUCGUAUCCAGCAUUCCACAUUUACAAUAAAUCUAUGA
Messenger RNA from Drosophila teissieri, 948 nucleotides. It is a transcript of the gene Haspin, whose product is annotated as serine/threonine-protein kinase haspin homolog. Bases 210 to 782 code for a protein of 190 amino acids. The record is from RefSeq and is a predicted model, not a curated record. NCBI's taxonomy places the organism in Eukaryota, Metazoa, Arthropoda, Insecta, Diptera, Drosophilidae. Gene Ontology annotation, cellular component: nucleus; cytoplasm. The transcript is spliced from 4 exons. Gene Ontology annotation, biological process: mitotic cell cycle; intracellular signal transduction. Gene Ontology annotation, molecular function: histone H3T3 kinase activity.